AUGAAUACAUGGAGUACAAGCUUUCUAUUGCAGUUAUGGGUGACACAUCUGCACCCGGAUGACGUCGAGAGUGCACUACGUGAAUCUCUUCGCAAACUUCAAAUAGAAUAUGUGGACCUCUAUCUGGCACACGCUCCAACCUGCUUCAAUAAAGACAUGAAGUCGCAAAACCAUUACGUGAAGGUGCAGGAUACAUGGCGUGGUAUGGAAGACGUCUAUAAGAAAGGACUGGCCAAAGCCAUAGGUGUAUCCAACUACAGCCCUGAGCAGAUAGAACGUAUUAUGAAAACUUCUACUGUGCCAAUUCACAACUGCCAGGCCGAAGUUCACCUCUACUGGCCUCAACAUGAACUGCAUCAAACUUGCAAACUGCACAACAUUGUUCUCACAUCUUUCGCAACGCUGGAUCGCCCGGUCGUGGAAAAGUCAAAGCGCUUCCAACAGGACAGUGAGUUCUGCUGUCAUCUUAUGACAGAGAAGGUUGAAUGGCCAGAGGCUCCACGAGACUUGGACGACGUAAACGUGAAAGCACUUGCUCAAAAAUAUUCAAAAACGCCAGCACAGAUUCUAUUGCGAUAUGUCCUCGAUCGAAACAUUGCAGUCAUACCAAAAUCCGUAAAUCCAGCCCGAAUCGCCGAGAAUUUCAAGGUACGGUCAACGUCAGAGUAUGAAUGCAGGCAUUAG
Ostertagia ostertagi is the source of this 684-nucleotide messenger RNA. The record is from the annotation of a GenBank genome assembly. NCBI's taxonomy places the organism in Eukaryota, Metazoa, Nematoda, Chromadorea, Rhabditida, Trichostrongylidae.